Molecule: messenger RNA, 2282 nt
Organism: Elgaria multicarinata webbii
Lineage: Eukaryota; Metazoa; Chordata; Lepidosauria; Squamata; Anguidae
Gene: KLHDC10
Product: kelch domain containing 10
Exons: 9
Coding region: 9-1220 (403 amino acids)
Biological process (GO): positive regulation of stress-activated MAPK cascade
Molecular function (GO): protein binding
Source: RefSeq, a predicted model, not a curated record
CCACGACGAUGUCGGCGGCGGACGGUGACGGCUGGGACGGAAACCGGCAGCGCGGAGGCGGCAGCGGCGACGGGCCGGCGGCUCUCGCCCCGCACGGGGGUCUCCUCAACCGUUUCGUCAGGCUCCCGCCGGGCCCGGGCCGAGGCGGCCACAGAGUCCCACCAGCCAGAAGCGGCCACCGCUGCGUAGCAGACAACGCCAACCUGUACGUGUUCGGAGGAUAUAAUCCAGACUACGACGAGUCUGGAGGGCCGGAGAACGAAGACUACCCACUGUUCAGGGAGCUCUGGCGAUACAACUUUGCUACUGGCACCUGGCAUCAAAUGGGCACCGAGGGCUACAUGCCGCGAGAACUGGCAUCCAUGUCGCUUGUGCUGCACGGCAACAACCUCUUGGUCUUUGGGGGCACCGGAAUCCCGUUUGGCGAGAGUAAUGGCAACGACGUUCACGUCUGCAACGUGAAGUACAAGCGCUGGGCCCUGUUCAAUUGCCGAGGGAAGAAACCAAACCGUAUAUAUGGACAGGCUAUGGCUAUCAUUAACGGAUCCCUGUACGUCUUUGGAGGCACCACUGGCUACAUUUACAGCACAGACCUGCAUAAGCUGGACCUAAAUACCAGGGAAUGGACCCAGCUGAAGCCAAACAACAUGCACUGUGACAUGCCAGAGGAAAGAUACAGGCAUGAAAUCGCACACGACGGGCAAAGGAUUUACAUCUUAGGAGGAGGAACGUCUUGGACAGCCUAUUCCUUGGACAAGAUUCAUGCCUACAACCUUGAAACAAACACCUGGGAGGAAAUUGCAACAAAGCCUCAUAAAAAAGUUUUCCCUGCGGCCAGGAGAUGUCACAGUUGCGUCCAGAUAAAAAAUGAUGUUUUUGUCUGCGGAGGCUAUAACGGAGAAGUGAUAUUAGGAGACAUCUGGAAACUGAACCUGCAAACUUUCCAGUGGGUGAAACUCCUGGCUAUUAUGCCUGAACCUGUUUAUUUCCACUGUGCUACCGUGACGCCGGCCGGCUGCAUGUACGUCCACGGCGGUGUGGUGGACAUCGUUCGGAACAAACGGACUGGCUCUCUCUUUAAGAUGUGGCUGGUUGUGCCCAGCCUCUUGGAACUGUCUUGGGAGAAGCUACUGGGUUUUUUCCCUCACCUAGCAAACCUCACCAGAUCGCAGCUUUUGCACCUUGGACUCACACAGGGACUCAUUGAGCGCUUGAAAUGAGAACCUCCCGCUCUUAAAACACUAAAAAGUGACUCCUCUUCCUUCCCCCUGUUCUCUCUCUGUCUCUCUGUCUCUAUUUAUGAGUCCUGCAGAAGAUGGCCGCGAAGGAGGUGGCCAAAGCCCUGCUCCAAAGCCUUACUUGGCAAAAUACAUCAGAUGCCUUUCCUGUGAAUUUUUAUUUUAAAGUUUAUUAAAGUCAGCCUUUUUUUAAUUUAUGGAUACCUAUAAAUACAUCAUGAACUAAAAGAUGCUGUUGCUGAACUAAUUUGUACUGCUUUUGCUGCAUGCUUGUAAGUCUUCAGUGGGGAAGGAGGGUGGACGUUGUGACUCGCCUUCCCACGCCGGUCUCCUAGAUCUCGUUUUGUAAGAUGUGCUGAAGUGCAUUGAACACUCUGCAGCCGUUCCAGCGGCCGGCUUUAAAGAAGCAUGCUGGGCUCAGUCCGGAUUCCAUCGUGGCUCCUCUCGCCCUGGCUGGCUCCACUGGUAUGAAGUGUCAAAAGACCAGACCAAACCAACCGCGCGUCUUCGGCGGGCAGACGUUGCAGCUGGAAAAGACGUCGUGACCUUCUGAAAUGUGUUGUCAUUUCUUGCCUUUUCAUAUUGAAAUUUCCAAUCGAAGGCUUACUUACUCUGGCUUCAGCGCAACUGUCUGUCCUGAACGGCGGCAGGGAGGGGAGAAGGACGUUUACCCACCUGCCGUUUCUACUCACAUCCCACUUCGGAGGAGUCAAUGGAGCAAGAAAACUAUGACGAAAUCCGUGCUAUUUUUCUCCCCGUUGCAAGUGUGUGUGCGUGAAUCUGGAAAUCCAUGAUCAGUGCUGUAGCUGUUAUCAGCCGCUAGUUUUUUCUUCAGUAGAUACUGGACGUCACUCUGCGUUCUUGCUUUCACUCCGAUUGUUUUAAGAACCCAUUUCAGUGGGCCCGCGUUCCCCAACACAGGGCAACGUAAUAACUGAUCAUUCAUUCCCAGGAAAUGCCAUGUUGUCACUCCUGUGUCUUUUUCCUUUCCUGCACAUGGGCGAGACGCCUGACAUUUUGCUGUGAACAGUAUUUGCCUUCUUU